Molecule: messenger RNA, 1958 nt
Organism: Eriocheir sinensis (Chinese mitten crab)
Lineage: Eukaryota; Metazoa; Arthropoda; Malacostraca; Decapoda; Varunidae
Exons: 2
Coding region: 322-1503 (393 amino acids)
Source: RefSeq, a predicted model, not a curated record
UCAUCCUGUCCAGUGCCUUCUGUACCUUCGUCCUGCCGGGAGUGGUCGCUACUCGCUGAAAGCCUCUCUUAGUUUGCAAAGGAAGACCACGACUUGCUACGAAGAUACGAGAACGAAUACUUUAGCAGUCGUUAGAGCCUCAACACUCAAGACUCAACCGUCUCUUCACCAGCACACACACACACACACACACACACACACACACACACAUAUAUAUACACACACACGCGCGCGCGCGAGCCCCCCCCCCCCCCACACACACACACACACAAACACACACACGAACACACACACACACACGCACACACACUGUAAGUCACGAUGAAGGCCUUGCUGUCCUUACUCUUGAUGCUUCUUGGGUCUUCGUUGCCUGCGACCGGAAUUUACCACAGCCCCGACCUGGACCAGCGCUGCCCCGCCAAUACUACCAUCUUGGGGGAUGAGGAAUGGGCGAACAUUACCAUAAUGGAAGAUCGGGCGUCCGCCUCCUGGGGACUAAACUUGUUCGUGCAUCCUGAUUCAGGCUUCAAGGGCGUCAGGCUCGUGUCGAAGGGCGAUGACUGGCAGCACGACGUCUGGUUCACACUGGACAACACUUGCUUCCCUCGGGACGCGGAGUGGCAGGCGUUGUAUGUAGGUGUAUGGAAAAAGCGGAACGAUGACAACAAUGAUUACGACCUGUGGCCUAAAGUACGGGCUGGUGAUUGUGCUUUUAAGUGUCGCAAAACAGGCCGUUACCCUGGUGACGUGAAGCUUACUGUUGCGGGUCACGGGCCCUCAAGGUGGCGAUUAGAGAGCCCGGCGCCAUGCACUGUAGAAAGAUACACAAACAAAACCUACUCUUUGAUAAACUGCAAAUCCAACCCUAUCAACACCACUUCAGAAAGCACCAUCGCCUUAACCCCCAUCACCAUCAUAGUUGCGUCGGUGAUGAUUUGUGUCGCUGUUCUUGUUGUAGUUCUUGUGGUGGUCACGAGGCGUUUCCGAAAGCGAAGGGAAUUAUCACAAGUGCCCCGUGUGCCGCCUCGGCUCGGGCUGGCCGCCUCCUGGGGUGCCGGCGGCGAGGCUGCAGACGACGACAACUACGUGGAUCCGCCCAGGGUCCCCACCGUGCUCCCGUGCGUGAGGCUGGAGCGCGGGGUGUGGCACGUUGUCGACGAGGCUUCGAACGACGACAAACGCACAGAGUCGCCCAGGGUCGGUGAGCUGCCGCGGCAGGAGCCCGACUAUCUGUUCUUCGGCGAUGAGGAGGGCGAGGAGCACAUCUAUGAAGAUAUCAACGCGCCCAGGCUCGCCGCGGUGCUUCCGCGCGGGGCGCCGCUGCAGGAGGAGACAAACUAUCUGCAUUUCGGCGGCGAGGAACCGAUAUAUAACAACAUAGACUUGCCUGCACCCCCCCCCGUGUACGAGAAUGUAGACACAGAUGAGGAUACUUACCUCACCCCCAGGCGCGCCCCCACGGGCACACACACCCUCUGGGGUCACAGAGGAAGGAGGCCGUGAAUGCAUGGCCCCCUCCCGGCGCACCACCUGUUUCAGCUUCCUCUGGGUCGAAAAUAUAUGUGGAGUAAAUGCUCAAACCUGGUGGCCAGAAACAGUCCUCUGUACGAGAGUUGUUGUGUUCACAAAGGCAGGGCCCCACCCAGACAGGCGGUGCACGGUCACGCAGACACACACAUCCUUUCAAUAAUCACCGAAACAGACAUUUGGUAUAAAUAUUGUAUAUAAUCACGGAAACAGACAGUCGGCAGAAAUACUGACAGUUUAUAUAAGUCAAGUGUGUGUGUGUGUGUGUGUGUGUGUGUGUGUGUGUAUCCGGUGGUCCUCCUGCCUCGCCUGGUCCGCCCCGCCAGUGUUAGUGGGCGGCCUUUACAAGGAUCCCCGUCACCUGCUUCCUGCUGCUGCUUGACGCUUUGUGCCGCCUACCUGUACAGGUAUGAAUAAACAAGUUUUGUUGA